UAGCCCACGACUGGUGUCCUGUACAAAGAGGAUAACUACAUUAUAAUGACCACUGUGGAUAAAGAAAAAUACAAGUGUAUUCUUCCACUGAUAGCAAGCGGCAGCGAGGAAGAAGAAAAGGACUACAAAGGUCCUACUCCAGGAGAACUGCUGGAACCUCUUUUUAAGCAAAGCAGCUGUUCCUACAGAAUUGAAUCUUACUGGACUUAUGAGGUCUGCCACGGGAAACACAUCCGUCAGUACCAUGAGGAGAAGGAAACAGGACAGAAAAUAAACAUCCAAGAAUACUAUCUGGGGAAUAUGAUGAUGAAGACCCCAUUAUCAGAGCCAGAUCCAGAAGAGAAGGAAAGUCCAAAAGAAAGUGCAAAAGAGAUCCCUACAAAAAAUAUAGAAGGGCAGAUGACCCCCUACUACCCCGUGGAGCUGGGGAACGGCACGCCCUGCAGCCUGAGGCAGAACCUGCCCAGGUCCAGCACAGUGAUGUACAUCUGCCACCCAGAAGCCAAGCACGAGAUCCUGUCGGUAGCAGAAGUCACCACCUGUGAAUAUGAGGUGGUUAUAUUGACACCUCUCUUGUGCAGCCACCCUAAAUACAGGUUCAGGGCUUCCCCUGUGAACGACAUCUUCUGCCAGUCUCUGCCAGGAUCCCCACUUAAACCCCAUAACCUGGAACAGCUGGAGAAACAGCAGGAGAUGAUGAAGGUGCCUUUCAGGAGGGUUAAGGAGGAAGAAAUCCAUCCCUCAUCCAAGGAGGAGAAGUUCUCUGCCAUUCACAAGCCCGUUGCUGUCGGAAGCCACCAACUCUUGACUGUGGGAACGACCCACAUCUCCAAACUGACAGAUGAGCAGCUCAUAAAGGAGUUCCUUAGUGGCUCCUACUGCUUCCACGGGGGCGUGGGUUGGUGGAAGUACGAAUUCUGCUACGGCAAAUACGUCCAUCAGUAUCACGAGGACAAGGAGAGCGGCAGGACGUCGGUGGUGGUGGGCACGUGGAGCAGGGAGGAGCACCUGGAGUGGGCGCGCAGGAACGCCGCCCGCACCUACCACCUGCGGGAGGACGGCACCCGCACCGUCAGGAUGGUGUCUCACUUCUACGGCAACGGAGACGUUUGCGACCUCACGGACAAGCCCAGGCAGGUCACGGUGAAGUUGAAAUGUAAAGAAUCCGAUUCCCCUCACGCUGUGACCAUUUACAUGUUAGAGCCUCACUCUUGCCAGUACAUCCUUGGGGUGGAGUCUCCAGUCAUCUGUAAGAUCCUGGACACGGCAGAUGAACACGGGCUCCUUUCAGUGCCCAGCUGA
Molecule: messenger RNA, 1302 nt
Organism: Merops nubicus (carmine bee-eater)
Lineage: Eukaryota; Metazoa; Chordata; Aves; Coraciiformes; Meropidae
Gene: ERLEC1
Product: endoplasmic reticulum lectin 1
Exons: 13
Biological process (GO): retrograde protein transport, ER to cytosol; endoplasmic reticulum unfolded protein response
Cellular component (GO): endoplasmic reticulum lumen
Source: RefSeq, a predicted model, not a curated record